Messenger RNA from Exophiala mesophila, 2262 nucleotides. RefSeq lists its product as uncharacterized. The coding region runs from base 166 to 1518 and encodes 450 amino acids. Gene Ontology annotation, biological process: protein N-linked glycosylation. Gene Ontology annotation, molecular function: alpha-1,6-mannosyltransferase activity. Gene Ontology annotation, cellular component: mannan polymerase complex. NCBI's taxonomy places the organism in Eukaryota, Fungi, Ascomycota, Eurotiomycetes, Chaetothyriales, Herpotrichiellaceae. The transcript has a single exon. The record is from RefSeq and is a predicted model, not a curated record.
GGACACGAUAAGCUCAAUGAAACUGAUCGCUUUGACACUACCAAGACUUCCCACGAGGAUCCUUAAGCUCCUUCUAACACAUGUCAAAAGCUGCCAGUGCUGUCGAUUUGUAGAGAUUGACUACUCAAUUCUGUCGUCACUCGUGAGGGACGCUUCAGUCUCAGAAUGAAGUUCCAGUCAAUACGACGUCCUUCAGAGGCCAUGCUGCCCAGGCAAUUCCACCGCUUGUUGCCCGUCUUGGUUGUGGGCUUUGUGUUUUUCCUUUACCACAGAGCCAUCGCUGGCCCGGGCGAUAGCACGCCGUCACAGACAGAAAAGUUCCCUAGGAAAAUAUGGCAGUCAUGGAAAGUCAGUCCGCUGAGUUUCGAGACAAGAGACAUGGAACGAGCAUUGACAUGGACGACCAAAAAUCCCUAUCAUCGAUAUGAAGUUCUGACCGAUGAGAAUGCUCUGGGCUAUGUGGAGCAGUACUUUGGACCCUCUGGAUUCAACCGACCUGAUGUCGUCUUCACAUACAAAUCACUCAAGGACAAGAUCAUCAAAGCCGACCUGCUGAGAUAUCUCAUCAUGUACGCCGAAGGUGGCCUCUACGCCGAUAUCGACGUCGAAGCUUUGAAACCAAUUGCGGCCUGGAUCCCCGACCGAUUCAACGAGAGAGAUAUCGAUAUCGUUGUGGGAAUCGAGACCGAUGAGCCCAGCUUCAUUGGACAUCCCAUCUUGGGCAAGAAAGCCCAAUCCUUUGUUCAGUGGACCUUCCUAUGCAAACCUCGACUUCCUGUCAUGAUGAGACUGAUCGACGGGAUCUUGAACUGGCUUAAUCGCAUUGCCAAAGAGCAAGGCAAACCCAUCUCGGAGAUUGAAUUGGAUUUCGAUGAAGUUCUGAGCGGCACGGGACCGUCAGCGUUCACCUCAGCAGUGCUAGCAGAGAUAUCAGCGGUGACAGGAGAGCAGCCUACUUGGACCCCCUUCCACAACAUGUUUGAAGCAAAGCUUGCUGGCAGAACGCUGGUCUUGACGGUGGAGGCAUUUGCUGCUGGAACAGGUCACUCGGACUCUGGCAACCACGGAUCGAAGAACGCACUGAUCAAACAUCACUUCCACGCGUCAUCGUGGCCGACUAGCCAUCCUCGCCACAAGCAUCCUCUGUAUGGUGAAGUGGAGAGGUGCAACUGGAACACCGAGUGCGUCAAGCUCUGGGAUUCUAACACGGCUUUCUUCGACAAGCUGCCAACUCAAGAGCAACUCAAACUGAUCGCUAUGAAGGAGCUUGAGGAGGAAGAACAAGCCUUUGUAGACGCUGAGGCUGAGGCGGCUGCUGGGGCAGCUGCUGAGGAUAAUGUUAUUCCACCGGGCGAUGUCGGUGGUGCUGCUGCUGCAGCCGCUGCCGCUGCCGCUGACGCCGUAGCAGCAGCUCAGGCGCCCAUUGGUGAGUCUCCUCCAGAGCCGCUGUUCCAUGGCAUGGCACCAGGUGUACCCGGAGCAAUCCCCGCUGAAGACAAGAAAGGUGGCAGAGCUUGAUGAGCAAACGCUAGAUUUUCUUUCGACAACCACCUAUAACAUGCACCUGAUGAACAGCUUGGACCAGUGGAGAAAACGGUCCACCAGAUCUAAAGCCGGUGAGCUACUACUGUGCCACACCGCGGAUUGCAUUUUCGACCGUUCAAGGCCUCUGGUUCCUAAUUUACACGUACGUACACACACGCACACGAUACGACUCUCUCUGGCCUUCUGUUUACGCAGAGGCUACUUUUCCUGCUUGGGAUUUGGUUCGGGAAGGAAAGGCCCAUGACACAUCAUCGACGACAGAAGAAAGGAAUUGCAAAGCCUGGUCUGAGGUUGUUAUCCAUUCGAGGACAAGGAUCUUUUUUUACGGCUUGGGCAUCAUCAAUAUCGGUGCCGGACUGGAUAUCCCACGCGCAUCCCCCCCGCCGUGCUCGAGGCUCCCGCCGAUAGAAUGCUUCUGGUGACACUUUUCUCUUGGGGGUUUGUUUUUGAUUGUCACAUUAACGAAGGAACAUAACUGUAUGGAGCGGUAGACAAGGGGUAGAAUGGGAAUUUGCAACUCGGAUGUUUGGAUAGGGGAGCCUGGAAUCUGGACUACUAUCAAAUGAUGACGACCUAGACUACAGUACAACUUUUGAGCUCUUACAUGUUAUUGUUUUUGGGUCUGGUUUUGUCUUCUUCGACCAUGAUGACCACUACUAGCCCAUGAGAUGUAGCAUUAAUGUCGUCACGUAUUGGAAAUGUCAAACCCAACAAUAU